AUGGUGGGAGACAAGGCGAGAGGAGAGAUGAACGCUUUUCAGAGAAACGAAUCCAAGGAAACUUUGUUCACUUUUAUUUCUGCAGGAGAUGAUCCUCCCAAAGGAGAUUUCCCUGUUCAGAAAAAAUCCCCGAAACUCUGUGGCUCCAACUACCCCCUAAGCAUUGCCUUCAUCGUGGUGAAUGAGUUCUGUGAGCGCUUCUCCUACUAUGGCAUGAGAGCUGUCCUGACACUAUAUUUCUUAAGCUUCUUCCACUGGGAUGAGAAUCUCUCCACUGCUGUGUACCAUGCCUUUUCCGCGCUGUGUUAUUUCACGCCUGUCAUUGGAGCCAUCAUGGCAGACUCGUGGCUGGGAAAAUACAAGACCAUCAUCUACCUCUCCAUUGUGUAUGUCCUUGGCCAUCUGAUAAAGUCAGUCGGUGCAAUUCCAUCCCUAGGCAACCAGGCGGUUCAUGUGAUCCUGUCUAUGGUUGGUCUGUUUUUGAUCGCCCUUGGAACGGGAGGUAUCAAGCCCUGUGUCUCUGCAUUUGGUGGGGACCAGUUUGAAGAGGAACAUACCUCAGAGAGAAGCAAGUUUUUUUCCAUCUUCUAUUUAUCCAUUAAUGCUGGAAGUUUGAUCUCCACGUUUGUAACUCCUGUAUUAAGAGGGGAUGUGAAAUGUUUUGGAGAGGAUUGUUAUGCACUGGCUUUUGGUGUCCCAGCAGCACUGAUGGUGUUGGCGCUUGUUGUGUUCAUUGCUGGAAGUGGACUGUACAGAAAAACGCCACCACAAGGGAACAUCUUACUGGAAGUGUGCAAAUGCAUCGGUUUUGCUAUUAAAAACCGGCUGAAAAACCGCUCCCGUCAGAUUCCAAAGAGAGAUCACUGGCUGGACUGGGCGUCAGAAAAAUACUCGAAACAACUGAUUGGUGAGGUUAAAAUGGUGACACGUGUUCUCUUCCUCUUCAUACCGCUGCCAAUGUUCUGGGCCCUGUUUGAUCAGCAGGGAUCCAGGUGGACAUUGCAAGCCACAAAAAUGAAUGCUGAUUUUGGAAUAUAUGUCCUUCAGCCUGACCAAAUGCAGUUCUUAAAUCCACUUCUUAUUCUUGUCUUCAUCCCAAUUUUUGACCUUGGGCUCUACCCCCUGAUAAACAUGUGCAAAUUUAAUUUCACACCUAUUAGGAAAAUGGCAACAGGUAUGAUCCUUGCAGGGAUGGCGUUUGGACUUGCAGCUAUUGUAGAACUCAAAAUAAAUGAAACUGAUAUGCCUCGACUUGUCCCAGAAGAAAGUUUAAUUCGGGUCUUGAAUUUGGCAAAGAACCCUGUUCAAGUGACAAUUCAAGAUCGGGACCUAUUUCAGCAGCCCGUGGAGGCUUUUCAGAACCCAACUGAGUACUCAAAAUUAAUAUUGAAUGGAGAGCAACAGAGCCUUCGCUUCACCCUGAAACAUCAAGGAUUGUCUCUUGCUUUUAACUACACUGUGAAGGAAAAAUCAGUAUACAGCUUAAUUGUUUUUGAGGCAGAAGGAAGCCUAUCAAGCCGCUUAAUUACAGACUUGGAAGCAAAGCCAGAAAAUGGUUUGGCAGCUGUUAGAUUCAUUAAUGGUUUGAGCCAAGAUGUCAACCUCACUAUUGACAGCAAAUGGUUCAUUGCUGUUCAGAAAAACUACAGUGCUUCUGAGUACUCGCUGCUAGAGAGGGACGAGUAUAAUAAUGGAAAAUGCAUAACUGAAAUGGGAGAGUUCACCCUGGAGCUAGGGCUGCUCGACUUUGGCGCUUCAUACACGGUUGUGAUCACUAAUGUUUCUGGAGGUGCUGUUAAGACAUGGAAGUCAGAAGACAUCAAAGCCAACAACGUCCAUAUGGCUUGGCAGUUACCACAAUACUUAUUAAUAUCAGCUGGGGAGGUGAUGUUCUCCAUUACGGGUCUGGCCUUCUCCUAUUCUCAGUCUCCAGCCAGCAUGAAGUCCGUGCUGCAGGCAGGCUGGCUGCUCACCGUGGCCGUUGGGAAUACCCUUGUGCUCGUUGUUGCCCAGGCUGCACCAAUGGCACAGUGGGCUGAAUUUGUCUUGUUCACUGUUCUCCUCUUUGCUGUGUGCAUUAUUUUCUCCAUCAUGGGAUAUUUCUAUGUCAGUGUGGAUCCAGAGGACCUAGAAGAAAAGGAAGAGAAGACAGAGACCCCAGCUAGAGGAAACAUGAUUAGUCUCGUUACUCAGAAAACAAAGCUCUAA
Messenger RNA from Cariama cristata (Red-legged seriema), 2208 nucleotides. RefSeq names its product solute carrier family 15 (oligopeptide transporter), member 2 (gene SLC15A2). Gene Ontology annotation, molecular function: dipeptide transmembrane transporter activity. Bases 1 to 2208 code for a protein of 735 amino acids. Gene Ontology annotation, cellular component: membrane. Gene Ontology annotation, biological process: oligopeptide transport; transmembrane transport. The transcript is spliced from 22 exons. The record is from RefSeq and is a predicted model, not a curated record. Lineage: Eukaryota; Metazoa; Chordata; Aves; Cariamiformes; Cariamidae.